Leptonychotes weddellii (Weddell seal) is the source of this 2560-nucleotide messenger RNA. It is a transcript of the gene FCER2, whose product is annotated as Fc epsilon receptor II. Lineage: Eukaryota; Metazoa; Chordata; Mammalia; Carnivora; Phocidae. The record is from RefSeq and is a predicted model, not a curated record.
CUCAGAACAAGGGGAAUUCGGCGUGAUGAAUCCUCACAGCCAGGAUGAGGGGAGGGGGCCCGGACCCAAGGUGGGGCCACAAGACCCAGCAGAGUUCCCAAAGUUUUCCAGACGGCGGCGAUGCCGUGGGCAGGGGGUGCAGCUGAUGCUGGUGGGGCUGGCGACCAUCCUGCUGUGGGCUGGGCUGCUGACCCUGCUUCUCUUCUGGCACUGGGACACUGUGCAGAAUCUGAAACAGCUAGAAGUAACCGCUGCCCGGAACGUCUCUCGGGUUGCCAAGGACUUGGAAAGACACAACGGAGACCAGAUGGCCCAGAAAGCCCAGGAUUCCCAGGUGUCACAGAACAUGGAGGAAAUCCAAGCUGAACAGAAGAGAAUGAAAGCUCGGGACUCUGAGCUCUCCCGGAGCCUGGAUGGACUUCGUUCGGACCUGAGCAACCUCAAGUCCCUGAGCUUGAACGAGAGACACACAGCCUUACAUUCACUGGAAAGGCUCCAGGAGGAGGUGGUGAAGCUGUGGAUAGAGCUACACACAUCCAACGGCUCCCUGUGUAACACGUGCCCCGAGAACUGGGUCAACUUCCAGAGGAAGUGCUACUACUUCGGUGAGGGCCCCAAGAAGUGGAUCCAGGCCCGGUUUGCCUGCAGCAAACUGCAAGGGCGGCUGGUCAGCAUCCACAGCCAAGAGGAGCAGGACUUCCUGGCCAGACAUGCCAACAGGAAGGGCACCUGGAUUGGCCUCCGGGACCUGGACAGAGAGGGGGAGUUUAUCUGGAUGGACCAGGGCCCCCUGAACUAUAGCAACUGGCGACCGGGGGAGCCCAACAAUGGGGGCCAAGGCGAGGACUGUGUGAUGAUGCAGGGCUCCGGAGAGUGGAACGAUGCCUUCUGCGGCAGCCGGCUGGACGGCUGGGUGUGUGACCGGCUGGCCACGUGCUGACCGCCCACCCGCCACCUCGGUCCCCCCGGGGUUCACUGGCCCGUGCUCCAAGACCCAGACCCUGACAGUCCCCAGCCCACCUGCGAGGUGCACCCCUGCGUCGCUCCCCUGCCCCAGACACUGGAACAGCCAGGCCCACAGCCGGGCUCUGAGGAUCCUCAACAGUUUGUGGCUAAGGGCCCGGCCACAUUUUCUCCUGCCCAAUCGGAAGAAGGGCUUUUGACCCACCCCCGGGCUCCAGCCAACCCCCCAGAGGGUCUGUCCCUUGCUCCUCAGCCCAGCUGGCUGUCCCCAUGUCCCUGCUUUCAAGUGCUCAGAGGACCACCUCAGAGCAGUGGCGGCUGCCUCAGGCCCCCGUGUGCUUCCUCUGUCAGGCCCACCCACCGUCCGCUGGAGUCAGGAGGAGACCAUACCCCCACCCCACCCCUGGGGCCUGGGACACAGAAGGCACUCAGCAAAUGCAGGCAGGCCCAAGGGUGGCCUGCUCACCCAGUCCAAAGGUGCUGGCCCCACCCCGGCACGGGUUUCGGGAGGCCUAGUUGGCACCAGCCCCAGGCUUGGCCAGGGUCAGUCCCUGCACCAGGGGCUGAGGAGGGGGGCAGGCCAGGAUCGCAGGACACACCGCGUUAAACUCCUCGCCCGCCACCUCACCCCCAAUUCCUAGCCUAAAAAAAGAAGAAUCAGUCUGCUCACGUGGUUCUCAGGCCCCCUGGAGGGGAAUCCAUGAGGAGAGGCCCAUACUGGACCACCCGGGACCUGGGAGCCAGGGCCUGGGCCAAGGGGGCUGGGGAGGGCGUUCCAGGGGCACCCAGGGGUCCUGGGGCCAGGACGGGCCAGGGCUAGAGCUAGCUCUAGGUCACCUGUUGUCUACCCACUGCUCACCCGAUUUCUGCCUCCUCCAGAUCCCCCUUGGAACUCCAGGCCAGUGCGUAACUGCCUACCUGAGCUCUCCAAAGGGGACCCCACUCUGCCACUCAGGCCAACGUUGGGGUCACACUCAGCACCUGUUUCCCUCACUGCCCCUCACCCCCGGAUCCUCAGGGAAAUCCAUGUGCAGAAUCUGCCCACUUCUCACCACCUCCAGCAACCACUUUGGUGUAGCCCUCAUCCUAGCUUGCCUCAAUUUCCUUCUUCACUGCCCCACACCUUCCAGAAGUUUCCUUCUGGCUCUGAGAAAAGUAAACAAAAAACAAAACCCAAAGUCUUACAGGGUGCUUUGCGAUUGCAGAAUCCCUGCAGCUUGCCUUGUCUCCCCAGCUUCACCUCCCCCAACCCCAGCACCCACACCAGCCUCCGCACUGGUCCUUACACAUGGAGGCUCACUCCUGCCUCAGGGCCUUUGCACAUGCCCCCCCCCACUUGCUCCUCAGUGAGGGCUAUCCUGGGCUCCCCCUCCCUCCCAUUUAAAAUGACACCCCUGACUCCAGAUCCCUUUUAUCUCACCCUACUUUCUCACCACAAAGUCUUCCCCUUCCGAGAAAAUGUGUCGCUCACUGAUCUGUGUGUUCUCAUCCCCACCCCCACCCCGGGCUUGAAUGUGACCUUCAGGAGAGCAGGGGCUUUUGUUUUGUUCUCAGCUGUGACCCCAGCACCUGACCCAAAGUAAGUGUUCAAUAAAUA